CAAUAUAUUAGAAUACACUUUCCUGAAUUUCCUCUGUUCUCUCUUUAUUUCUUUAUUAGUCAUCUUUUGCUUUGUUCUUUUUCUCCUUUCACCCCAUCUCUCUCUACUAAAUUGGGUUUUUUCCCUUCUUUUCUUCUCUCUGUUUGAUGGUAUUCUAGAUAUGGCUGUAGAUUUAAUGACUACUGGCUAUAGAAACAACAAUACUUACACAUCCAAAAUGGAAGAAAACGCCAUGCAAGAAGCUGCCGCUGGUUUACAAAGCGUUGAGAAAUUAAUCAGAUUGCUCUCUCAAUCUCAAAACCAUUCACAAAAGCAAAAUCAGAGCUUUCAAGAUCCCUCUAUAAAUACUAACUCCACUUUAGAUUUUUCACCAGAUUACCUAGCAGUAGCUGAUACAGCCGUCAACAGAUUCAAAAAGUUCAUUUCUUUACUUGACAGAACAAGAACCGGCCAUGCCCGGUUCCGCAGGGGUCCAAUCACCACUACUAGUUCUCCGGUUCUACAUAAAGAACCGGAGCUGCUCUGUCUACCGGAGCCCAGUCAGAACCGGCCGGUUGAAGAAAAGUUAAAAACCGAAAACCCACAAGCCGGUUCGAAAAUCUAUUGUCCCACACCGAUUCAGCGUUUGCCUCCGUUACCCCUUAACCACCACCACCACCACCAGCAGCUGGUGAAAAAUGGGUCAACGUCGGAGAGGAAAGAAUCAACGACCACAAUCAACUUUGCUACCCCAUCGCCGGCGAAUUCUUUCAUUUCAUCGUUGACCGGUGACACCGAGAGUUUGCAGCCGUCCUCGAUGACGUCGUCCGGUUUUCAAAUAACGAAUCUUUCUCAGGUUUCAUCCGCCGGUCGGCCACCGCUCUCAACGUCGUCGUUUAAGCGGAAGUGCAGUUCCAUGGAUGAUUCGACCGUGAAGUGCAGCAGCGCCGGUGGAUCUUCCGGUCGUUGCCAUUGCCCCAAGAAAAGGAAAUCAAAGGUCAAAAGAGUGGUGAGAAUCCCGGCAAUUAGCAUGAAAAUGGCAGAUAUUCCACCAGAUGAUUUUUCUUGGAGAAAAUAUGGUCAAAAACCUAUCAAAGGUUCUCCUCAUCCCAGGGGAUAUUACAAGUGUAGCAGUAUAAGAGGAUGUCCAGCAAGAAAACAUGUGGAGAGGGCAUUGGAUGAUCCAAACGUAUUGAUUGUAACAUAUGAAGGAGAACAUGAUCAUCCAUUUUCCAUUACAGAGACACCACCAGCUGCUAUAGUACUUGAAUCUUCUUGAUCGAUAUUCAACUAAUCUAGCAGCUCACUUCUUUUUUUUUUCUUUUUUUUUUGUCCCACCAACAGACGUGAACAAUCUAAAACAAUCAAUGCAAAUGCACUUCAUUUAGUAAACUUCUAGUGAAAAGAACAAGAUGGAGAAAUUGGCAUUUGAGGGGAGGGGUCCAUUUGUUUAUUAUUGUUUGAAAACUUUUGAUUUUGCGUUGAAACAAAUAUCUCAAAGUUGUGGAUUUGGUGGACAUUGAAUCAUGCACGUAGUGGGCUUUUAAUAUUUUCCUUUUUUUUUUUUUUUUGGUUUAUGGGGUGGGCGAAUUUUUUUUUAUUUUGUCAACCCCUCCUCAUACACCAUUCCAUAUCAUGUUAAAAAGAUUAUUCUUUUUUUUUUUCAUCUCUUUCAAUUGAAAUAAUACAGUACUUACUCCUUUCCUCUUCUCAA
Molecule: messenger RNA, 1693 nt
Organism: Nicotiana attenuata
Lineage: Eukaryota; Viridiplantae; Streptophyta; Magnoliopsida; Solanales; Solanaceae
Product: probable WRKY transcription factor 7
Exons: 3
Coding region: 161-1258 (365 amino acids)
Biological process (GO): regulation of DNA-templated transcription
Molecular function (GO): sequence-specific DNA binding; DNA-binding transcription factor activity
Source: RefSeq, a predicted model, not a curated record